UCUCUGCUGCAGCCAGGGAAGUCAAACCCUGCACAGUCGUGUUACAUGGAUGAGCCCGAGUUAUGUUACCCAGUAAUAACAUAUUUUAAUGCGCUUUGAUUUUGGGGUUAGUUGUGGAAAAUGCUGGAGCGUCACCUUCGACCACAACUAUAUCUAUAACAUCAAACAACAAUGCAAAUUAGCGUCAGAGUUUGUUGCUACCGUUUCAGCCAGGUUUGCUCCUGACUGAGGUGUACCAUCAUGGACAACAAACACACCACCGAUGAAUGAACCUAACGCCGCUCAAGCUUUUAAUAGUAUGGCAAAGAAUGAAAACAGAGAAGUCUAAAUCGAGGUUGUAAUCAGCUCUCAUUGCUCUGCUACUACACUAAUGGGGACCUAAGACCAAUCGCUGGAUUUCUUUAUUGAAGCUGGACAGUGAAUAUAAGCUGCCAUGCGAAUCACUUUCUGCCAGGGCCUUUUAUCUGGCGCCAUCAUCCUCAACCUCCUCAUUCUCUAUUACGUGUCCCGGGCCCAGCAGCAAAUGAUGGAGAAGAGGAAGGAACUUGGUAGGGGUACAAGGAGGGCUGCGCUACCUGCCUCUGGUGUCAUGGGAGGCCUCGGGCUACUUGCAGGAGCUGGGGCUGAACCUGGGGGGGUGGGAGUGGACGGACACAACCGUGGCCCACGUGUGACUGUUCUUCUCAGGGAGUUUGAAAAUUUUGAAAAUUACGUUGGAGACGUGGCUAAUUCCUUCCUUCAUCAGAGGCCGGAGAUUCCCUUCCUUGCUGUGGCUGACACAUCUCCGUACCCUCCUCUGGUGCUUUCAGAGGGGGCUCGACUUCUGGUACUUUCCCCCAGCCCAGACCAGCCUCCACAGGCCCACAGGCCGGAGUUCCACAUCCAGACAGAGUUUGUUCUGCUGGUGCCCGAUGGGGUGGAACUCGAGCAACCUCGGGCUAUUGAGAGGCUGAUCAGGGAGCUGGAAGGGGAGGGUGGAGGGCCUGUGAGGCUGGUAGCUGCACCAGUCCUGACUCGGUCAGCUGUGCACUGUCUCCACCUGAGGGUGAACCUCAGAGAGUGGACCGCUACCUACUCACCAGCUGCAUCAGGGAGCAGUGGGAGUGUGUGUACAGCUUUACAAGGAGAUGCAGUUGUCCUAAUUCGCGCCGAGGAUCUCUUUAACCUCUCUGUCCCUUUGGCCCGGCCCCUCUUUUCAUCACUCUUCACUCAGACUGCCUUGAGAGGCUGGAAGGUCAAGCUGCUGGAGAGCCCGUGUUUUUCUGCAAACCACCGUCCCCUUUUCAGCUCCGCUCACAACCAGUGGAAGGCUGACACUCGACUCAAGGAGGCCACUGGGAAGCUCAUGAGGAGCUUUGGCCUGAAACGUCUCCUGCUGUCUGAUGGAAAGGAACAGUGGUAUGGCUGCAGCAAAGAGACGCCUCGUUGCUUUGGCACCGUGCAGGACGACACUCCAGAAUACCUUUACCUUGAUCGCUGGACACCUCCCUGCUGCCUGCGAGCACUCAGGGAAACCACCAAGUAUGUCAUCAAUAUCCUUGAGAGCUCAGGUGUGCGCUACUGGCUCGAGGGUGGGACUCUGCUUGGUGCUGUCCGCCAUCAAGACAUCAUCCCUUGGGAUUAUGAUGUAGAUCUGGGCAUCUAUCUGGAAGAUAUACCCAACUGUGAUCACCUGAAAAACGUGGACUCAGGCUCUCUUGUGGAUGCUAACGGCUACGUCUGGGAGCGUGCUGUGGAAGGAGACUUCUACAGAGUACAGUACAGUGAGGCUAACCACCUACAUGUUGACCUGUGGCCGUUCUAUCCACGUAACGGUGUCAUGACAAAGGACACAUGGACAGAGCACAAACAAGAUGUGGAGUUCCCUGAGCACUUCCUGCAGCCACUGGUACCAAUGACCUUUGCUGGCAUCACUGCCUACGGUCCCAACAACCCCCGAGCUUUCUUAGAGCUCAAGUUUGGAGAGGGAGUGAUUGAGAAUCCCCAGUACCCCAACCCUUUAAAAAAGAGGCUGGACAGAAGCAAAUUAUGAGAUUCACUAGUCUCUGCACAUUGUUGUGUUAACACAAGAAACUCACCUGGAAGGAAGAAACCUGUAAAACUGAAACAUUUCUGGAUCACCAGAAAUCACAACUGGUUUUUCAAAUUGUGACAUCUAACGAGUCACAGCCUUUUCAUUUCCUGUGAGUGGUGAGAAGUAAAAAAGACUCUUACAUGAGUGCAACAACAUCAGACAUACCUCAGACAGAGACUAUGUGGCAUACUAAAUCUGUAUAUGGCAUACUUUAAUUUAUAAAUAUGACUGCUACGGCCGCAACUAACGAUUAUUUUCAUGUUUGAUUAAUCUCUGGGGUUAAUUUUUUCAUCGACUUUAAAAUGAUGAUGUUCCCAAAUUUCUUGUUUUGGCAAUAAUCCAAAGUGAAUUCAGUUUGAAUGAUUUCUUUGUUAUCUGAAAAAAAAUGUCUAAAAAAACCCCACUAAAAUCGAUUGGCAGAAACAGUUGAUCAUUCAUUUAUUAAUUGAAAUAAUAAUCAAUAAUUGCUGCAGAUGACGACUCUAAAGACGAAACUAUUAAAAGACAUGGUCUUAAGCAGGAUUUAAAGUACGUAUUUAAGGUAUAUUGUACAUCAUUGUCUGUGAAUGUAAACUGUUACAAUUAUUGACUGUGCUGCAUUGUUUUGCACUGUUUUUGUUUGGUUUUUUUCAUGUUCAGCUUUGUACUGUCAUUGAAUGACUGGUGCAUAUGUAGAUGCUGUUUGGUACCUGACAUCUAUAAUGCAAUGAGUAACUUACAGUGUGGUGAAAUUGAACCUGUUGGUGAGGUGAGGAUGACAUGUUACUCCACCAGGCUUUAAUAUUUAACUGAAUUUGUGAAAUAAUAAUUAACCUCACGCGUUACUACUGAGCACUUAUUAUGGAUCGACUGAGCUGCAAAUUCAUUUCAGUAAAUUAUUGGAGGAGACAAAGACACACCAGCACCACAUGACUCAUAUAGUGUUGUUACCUGUGCAAGAUCAUUUCAUCGUAAAAUCGGUUUCAUUCAACAACUGUACAUUUGUUGCCAAAACUGAAGUAACUAGGUGCUGUGACUGUUCUUGGACACCAGGUGGCGCCGCACACCAUUGUAUCUGCCUCAGGUUUCAUCACAGCGAUGUUGUAAACGACUUUUCUUCGCCCACUCAAGAAAACUGCUUUUGCAAUGUUGACAGUGUUUUACAUUGGUCUUCCCAACAGCGCUGUGUCCAAUGCAGCUGCUGUAUUGUCAGAGGCAACAACAUAAAAGGACCUCAGCAUAUUUGAAACCAGUUUCUCCUCUUUGGUUUUACUGCAGAGCAGCACCUUAGACGACUGAGAUUAAAACAAAGAGAGAUCCCCAACACUGCACAGAAGACCGACCAUGAAUAUUAAAAUGUACAAUCAUGCACUGACCGACCCUUUUAUCAAAAGUUCUGCUUUCGCCUACACCACAUCUAUCCAAGUUUAGUGUAUUUGUUUUUUUUGUGCGCUUGUGUGUGAUCUUGACAAUUAAACAUGGUGUGAAAACAUGACCUACGUGGUGGAGGCGAUAAAAGGCCUUUAUUGUUAAAAACCUACAGACAGUACAUUAAGAAUGUGACUUCAACCCCCACUGUAACAAAAUCAUUACAACUACCAUGCACUCACUCACACACACACACACACACACACACACAGAACGGAAAACAUACAUCCAUAUAGGCAAAUAUCUCAAAGAGGAAUGAUAACAAUUUAAAUGACCAUCUUUAAAACCCUGCACCGUAACCGCAACAAAAACAAGCUGGAGCACAAUAGAUGUUUUUUGGGCAAUGCUUAACGCACUCAUGACACUUGAGGGGAGAAAUGACACGUUAGGUUUGCAAUGAAAUAACGGGAAAAUAAUACUACCAGUAAAAUAUAAAACGGUUUUAAAAAAAUAAAACACUGAAAAAGACUCACUGCACGUAGGAUUUAAUCUCACAUCAGUUCUGUGCAGUUAAAGACGACAGGGAUGGAAGAGACAAACCAUCAAUAGUGCAGGUUUACUAUUAACCAUUUAGAAAUGCAGCAUCUCUCAAGCAUAACCAACAUAGAACAUAUUCUCUUGUGUCUUUAUACAUCCAUCCUCUACUGCUUUAUCCUCCACAUGAGUCUCCAAUCUCAGUUGACAGGUCAAAAGGACAGAUGGACAGAUCACCAGUCCAUCGCAGGGACACAUAGAGACAAACAACCAUUCACUGUCACACUCACACCUACGGUCAAUUUAGAGAUCUUGAUAUUUUUUAACGCCGAAGUCCAAUCAAUCGGACUAUUGUCUUACUCACACGUUAAAAAUAAGAUGGAGGGGAAAACAGGCCAUUAUAAGACUCCAAAAAAAACACUUUUUCAGUUACUAAUGUGUCAACAGUGACCAAAAAACAUCUUUGGAAUUCGAUUAGAGAAAUAAAUACAAAUUAUUAUGAACAGAUCAUUUCAAAGACAAACAUACAAGGCGGCCUAACGCCAUUUUGGUUACACUUCUUAAAACCGUGUCAAACCAAAGUUAACCAACCUUGUUCCUGCUGGAUUUUUUGGUUCCUUAAAUUUUAAGAAGCAAAUGAAGGACAGCCUUCAAGCAAGAGGUGAACCUGAGGUCAUGUUGUAACCUGAUGUCUGUGUGAAGAAGCAGAAGAAAAUGCUCCGACAUCAAAUUGUGCGAGUCCUUAAGAAAGAGUCCUACAUUCAUCUUUGGGAUGCCAUUAAGGAUAUUUGGUGUGCUUUGUCGUAUAAAUAUAAUCUUAAGUGUAUUGCUUUUUCUCACCAUGAGAAAGUGAUUGUGUACAACCACUGGCCUGGAAUAAGUAAAGUCACAAUAAGAGACUAAUAAAAGCUUUUAACCCCAACCAA
Molecule: messenger RNA, 4881 nt
Organism: Solea senegalensis (Senegalese sole)
Lineage: Eukaryota; Metazoa; Chordata; Actinopteri; Pleuronectiformes; Soleidae
Gene: fkrp
Product: fukutin related protein
Exons: 2
Coding region: 434-2032 (532 amino acids)
Biological process (GO): protein O-linked glycosylation via mannose
Cellular component (GO): Golgi apparatus
Source: RefSeq, a predicted model, not a curated record